Malassezia sympodialis ATCC 42132 is the source of this 234-nucleotide messenger RNA. RefSeq lists its product as uncharacterized. Bases 1 to 234 code for a protein of 77 amino acids. Gene Ontology annotation, molecular function: RNA binding. Gene Ontology annotation, cellular component: U6 snRNP; U4/U6 x U5 tri-snRNP complex; Lsm1-7-Pat1 complex. NCBI's taxonomy places the organism in Eukaryota, Fungi, Basidiomycota, Malasseziomycetes, Malasseziales, Malasseziaceae. The record is from RefSeq and is a predicted model, not a curated record. Gene Ontology annotation, biological process: mRNA splicing, via spliceosome. The transcript has 2 exons.
AUGUCGGGUGCGACCAUUCUGCCGCUCGAGCUUGUCGACCGGUGCAUUGGGAGCCGCAUCUGGGUCGUGAUGAAGAGUGAGCGUGAGUUUGUGGGCACGCUCCUGGGCUUCGACGACUACGUCAGUCCAUCUGCUCACACCAGCGAGGGAACAUCCGACGGCUACAAGAAAACGCCGCUGGCCAAGACGCUGCUGAACGGCAACAACAUCUGCGCGGUACGUCGUGCCUACUGA